This is a messenger RNA of Etheostoma spectabile (orangethroat darter), 5450 nucleotides long. Its product is annotated as collagen alpha-1(XVIII) chain. NCBI's taxonomy places the organism in Eukaryota, Metazoa, Chordata, Actinopteri, Perciformes, Percidae. Gene Ontology annotation, cellular component: extracellular matrix. The transcript is spliced from 44 exons. Bases 328 to 4080 code for a protein of 1250 amino acids. The record is from RefSeq and is a predicted model, not a curated record.
GAGGACUUAACUGCAGUGUGUUAAUUUGUAUUUGGAGCUGUGAUGUCUGAGGGGAGGGCUGGAUUAGUAAAAGCGGUGGUCCGGAGAGAGACACGAGGAGUCGGGUUUCAGUUUUGCGAGGGCCCCUUGAGUCAAAUACACUGAAGCUGCCUUUGUUUGACUGGGAACCAGAAAAGGAAAGCAAGAGAGAGGAGGAGGAGGAGAGUGAGAGGCUUUUAGUUUAGGAGUGAGUGAGUGAGAGAGGCAGAGUGAGCUCCAUCUCCCUCUCUCUCUGUCACACAAGAACAGGACAACUUUGGUUUGGAUCUAAGCUUACCAUCACUGAAGAUGACUUCCUGCAUUCCUCCCUGGUUCUUUGGAUUACUUCUACUAGUGCUCUGGUUCUGCUGCCGUCGCUCCUCUGCUCAGCUGUUGGAGGAACGUGGUCCCCAGGAGGCCUUGGACCUGACCGAGUUGAUCGGCGUUCCCCUUCCUCCUUCCGUCUCCUUUGUAACGGGUUUUGAGGGUUACCCCGCUUACAGCUUCGGCCCGGACGCCAACGUGGGCCGCCUCACAAAGGCGUUCAUCCCCGACCCGUUCUACUAUGACUUUGCCGUCACGGUCACUGCUAAACCUACCACGCGGCGUGGGGGUGUCCUGUUUGCCAUCACAGAUGCCUACCAAAAGGUUGUGCACUUAGGUAUAGCGCUGUCCGAGGUAGAGGAUGGCUCCCAGAGAGUCAUAUUGUACUACACCGACCCAGGAACAAGAGGGGGGACCCAGGAAGCAGCUUCCUUCAAAAUGGGAGACUUGACGGGAAGAUGGGCGAGGUUUACCCUGACUGUGCAGGGGGCAGAGGUGCGUCUCUACAUGGACUGUGAGGAAUACCACCGAGUUGCCUUCACCAGGAGCCUGCAGCCUCUGACGUUCGAGGCCAGCUCAGGGAUCUUUGUAGGGAACGCUGGGGGUACGGGCCUGGCGAGGUUUGUGGGCUCCAUCCAGCAGCUGGUGCUGAAGUCAGAUCCCACGGCCCCAGAUGACCAGUGUGAGGAGGACGAUCCUUAUGCCUCUGGAUACGGAAGCGGUGAUGACGCUUACGACGACCUAGAGGGAAGAGACGAAGUGAAGAAGAUUGUGGAGGAGAGAGAGUACACCAUGCCCCUCCCAGAGCCGGACCCCACUUACAGCAGCCCAGUCCGAGCUCCGCCCACUGAGAUGUCGCUGGGCGAUGAUGACGAUGAUGAAGACAUAGAGGAGACUUCUGGACAGGAGGAUAAGAUGACCACAAUAAGAGUGAAAUCAUUUCAAACAGGUAGUCCGGCCGCAGUAUUUGACUCUUCCCUCCAGGUGUCUCCAGGACAGAAAGGGGAGCCAGGUGAGCCAGGUCCAUCUGGUCCUCCAGGGCCACCUGGUCCCCCAGGAAAAACCUCAGGAGAGGGGGUGGGAGGGGAGCCGGGACCCCGGGGACCACAAGGACCACACGGACCUUCAGGCCCACCUGGAGUUCCUGGGAAAGAUGGACAUUCUGGAAGCAAAGGUGAAACGGGUGCUCCAGGCGCCCCUGGGAUUCCAGGAUUCCCAGGACUACAGGGAGAGCCUGGUCCUAUGGGAGAAAAGGGUGAUCCUGGUGUUGGACUACCAGGUCCUCCAGGCCCUCCUGGAACUCCAGGUCGACCAAGCAAAUCUUCCAUGUUCCUGGAGGGGUCAGGAUUUGAAGACUUUGACAGUGAUGCAGAGAUUAUUAGGGGACCUCCAGGACCGCCUGGCCUCCCAGGACAGCCAGGGCCCCCAGGAACCCCAUCUAAGGACAUCAUUCCUGGACCACGUGGGGCGUCUGGGAAAGAUGGGAAGGAUGGUGAGAAGGGUGAACCUGGACUGCCUGGAGUUGAUGGAAAAGAUGGGGAUCCAGGACCUGUUGGGGAGAAAGGAGACAAGGGAGAGUCUGGUGGCAGCGGGCAACCAGGAGCAAAGGGAGAUCAGGGCCCUGCAGGGUUUCCAGGCCUACCAGGCUCAGAGGGUCCAGAAGGGCCGCCUGGUCCCAGGGGGCCAGCUGGCCUCCCUGGGCCUCCAGGCCCCCCUGGGAGAGGCUACACCAUGGAUUUUGAGGACUUGGAAGGCUCUGCGAUGCAAAGUGGUUUUGGAGGCCCACAGGGUCCUCCAGGAAUCCCUGGUCUUGAAGGACCAAAGGGUAAAGAUGGUUUAGACGGCCCCCCUGGAAAGCCAGGGCAAAAGGGGGAGGCAGGUGCUAUAGGACCAACAGGGAUUCCAGGACUGGAGGGACAAAAAGGGGAAAAGGGACCAAAGGGGAACAAUGGAGAUCCAGGACAGAAGGGAGAGAGGGGAAGGGAUGGACUCAGUCUGCCCGGCCCUCCAGGACUACCCGGACCACCAGGAUCCAUUACCAACCUCCAGGCUCUUCUACUUAACGAUACAGAUGGUGCCUUCAACUUCUCAGGGAUUUUUGACACUCAGGGAUCCGCUGGACCACAAGGUCCAAAGGGUGACAUGGGGUUGCCAGGAGUUCAAGGACCUCCAGGACUGAAAGGUGAAAGGGGUGAGCCAGGAUUUGUCAUCACUGCAGAUGGAUCCAUGAUGUCAAGCCUGGCUGGUCCAGCAGGACCCAAAGGAGUCAAGGGAGAUAAUGGUGUACCUGGAGCCGCUGGAAUUCCAGGGCCUAUCGGACCACCAGGACCCACAGGAGAAUUUGGUUUUCCUGGGAGGCCUGGUCGUCCAGGCCUGAUGGGACUAAAAGGAGAGAAGGGGGACUCUGCAGGCCUGCAGGGACCUCCUGGCCUUCCUGGGAUGCCGGGCCCCCCAGGAAUAUUCAACUGUCCCAAAGGAACCGUGUUCCCCAUCCCUCCCAGACCCCAUUGCAAAAUGCCACUCAAUCCCAACGGAACCAUUGCAGUGGGUAACUGUCAGACGGGACUGAAAGGAGAAAAGGGAGAUAGAGGCCUUCCUGGGAUACCGGCGCAUAUUGGGAUACCAAACACAUUUCUUCAUAGGGGAGACUGGCGGGUAAGGGGUGACGAGGGCAUUAAAGGCGAGAAGGGAAACAAGGGGGAGGCAGGGUUUCCCGGGCAACCAGGUCUCCCUGGAAGACCAGGACUUGUGGGGCCCAAAGGAGAGUCUGUCGUUGGCCCACCAGGGCACCCUGGGAUGCCAGGUUCACCAGGUAUCCCAGGCUAUGGAAGAGCAGGACCAGUCGGCCCUCCUGGGCCACCGGGCCCUCCAGGACCCUCUGGGUCUACCCCAAGAUAUGGCUCAGCAGCUUUGACCAUUGCUGGCCCCCCUGGUCCUCCUGGACCCGCUGGACCUCCUGGAGCUUCGGCUAACGCAGCAUCUCUGAAAACCUUUGCGAGCCGCGAGAGCAUGAUGCAGCACACCGCCAGGGAUGCAGAGGGAACUCUGGCGUACGUCACAACCACAGGAAGCCUCUUCCUCAAAGUCUCCCAGGGAUGGAAAGAGAUACAGCUUGGCAGUCUGAUCUACCUCUCCAAUAACAUUAUCCCGCAAGAUGAGCCACGAGUUGCACACCAGAUGAGAGGAGACCUGAUGGAAAGAAUAAUUUCGGUUAGAGAAAGGCUCAACUUGGUGGCUUUGAACCAGCCCCACUCAGGCGACAUGAUGGGGCUCGACGUAGCCGACCGGAUGUGUUAUGAACAAGCCAAGGCGAUGGGUUUGGCUCCAAACUAUCGCGCCUUCAUUUCUUCCCAAAGGCAAGACCUGGUCCAUGUGGUCUAUCCUGGUUUCAGGGAAACCCUGCCCGUUACCAACCUCAGAGGAGACCUGAUGUUUAGGAACUGGCGAUCAGUUUUUAAUGGCGACGGGGGACCAUUGGAUGCCAGGAUUCCUAUCUACUCCUUUGACGGCCGGGAUGUUUUAGCUGACCCCUUCUGGCCGCAGAAGAGUAUCUGGCACGGCUCCACCAGCAGGGGUUUCCGAGUGGUGGACAAACACUGUGAGACGUGGCGAGCGGACCACAUGUCUGUCAUGGGCCAGUCAUCAAGCCUGACCUCCGGUCUGCUCCUGGGCCAGGACACGCGGAGCUGUUCCAACCAGUACAUCAUUCUUUGCAUAGAGACCCACAAAAACUCUUAAAUCCUCCGCCCCAUACCACUCCCCGAAGGAGCCCACCCGAGCCACUGUAAACGUUCAACACUCGUGGAAAAGAUUUGAGUGUCUUUCUUAAAAAAAGGACGUCAUUUUCAGCACAUCUUUGGUGGUACACUAGGUGUAGUUUUUAAAACAGAGUACCACAGACUCUGUGUGUUCUUUCUGAGUAGUGAGAAGAUGAUUAAGAGGCAGUAACAAACUAUUGACCACAGCCAAGAUAUACUGUAAUCUGUGAGGGUAAACCAACGUCAAGGUUGAUGCUACGCUGUGGAACUGGAAUCAAGCGAUCCAAAAUUGCGCCUUAAAGGAACGCCCCCUUGUGUUCUGAAAUAAUCCAGAAGAUUUCUCCUUAAAUUCAACCUGGUGGCACAUACUGUUAAAUGCAGCACAGAGGCUGAUGGAGGCUGCCAGUCUUCUUCUCUACCUGUUAAUGGCAAAAAUGCUAACAUCUCAAAGAGAAUGUGGUAAGGAUUUAUUAAUGUUAAAAUAAUACUCGAAGCACCUUUUAACAUUUUUAAAGGAAAUGGACUUAUUUGCAACAAAAGAAUCAAACUUAAUGUAUCACAAAUUACUUUUCCUAACAUAGUCACUGAUGUGUGCUGAGAAUAAGACGUCUCUUUUUUAUCGUCUUUUUGUGGUUACAAGAGGCUGAAGAUGCAGCGGCUGCAGGAAUCUGCACCUAUCCUGAAAUGUGGCAAUUUUUUUUUUUCACAAAUAAUAGAUUUCCAAAGACUUUGUGAUGGAAACAUAAAGCUACUUCAACUGUAUUGUUUACAGGUUGUCAUGGAGUGUUUAAAAAAAAAAAAAAUCUUUAGACAUUUGUUUCCAUAAUUUACCUUGCCCCUUGUCCAACAGUGGGAAGACCAGACAACCAGUGUUGCCAACAAAGUCAUUUUUGAUGCACUGUACUUUAUUUUAAAAAUAUUUUCUAGUUCAAUAUUUCCAUCCUUGAGCGUGUUGUUUGUGUUGUAGCUUUUCAUACAUCUUGGUGAUCUCACACCUUGGCAGGUCUUUCUCUCAAUAGGCUAUUUAAUUUAAAUUCACUGAUUUAUUUAUACCGUCACAGCACAUUACAUGAAAUCAGAUGAUUCAAUUUAAGAAUGUAAUUUAUCGUUUGUUGUUUGUCCAAUGACUGUUUCUUCUCACUUUUUGACUCUUUUCUAUUUUUUGUACAGAUUUUUUAAUGUUUCUAAAUUUCUGAAGAAUGUUGACAACAGUUCAAAACAAAAGUCCACUCAGCAUAAAGAUACAAUUGAAACAAGCUAAAUAUUUUCUUUCUGAAAAAGAAAUUCUAAAGGAAAAAGUAAGAUGUUUUCUGUAUAAAUAUUGGUAAAUAAAGUUUUCUCUUUUCAUAA